Messenger RNA from Gadus chalcogrammus (walleye pollock), 3888 nucleotides. It is a transcript of the gene smc3, whose product is annotated as structural maintenance of chromosomes 3. The transcript has 29 exons. Gene Ontology annotation, molecular function: double-stranded DNA binding; ATP hydrolysis activity; cohesin loader activity. Gene Ontology annotation, biological process: mitotic sister chromatid cohesion. Gene Ontology annotation, cellular component: chromosome. Lineage: Eukaryota; Metazoa; Chordata; Actinopteri; Gadiformes; Gadidae. Bases 184 to 3837 code for a protein of 1217 amino acids. The record is from RefSeq and is a predicted model, not a curated record.
CUCAUCCCGCCCCCGACGCCAUUUUCCAUGUUAUUCUGCCUGACCCAAAUAAUUCCGUAUUUUUAGGACGGCUAUUACUGUUAAUUGCGAUCAAUUUUGGACAACUACGUUAUCCCCCUUCUCCCUUUCGAGAAGAAGGGAGUUUAUCUCCAAGUUGGAACAGGAGUUUCUACCUAGAGGACAAUGUAUAUCAAACAGGUCAUCAUCCAGGGGUUCCGAAGUUACAGGGACCAAACGGUGGUAGAUCCCUUCAGUCCCAAACAUAAUGUCAUUGUUGGGAGAAAUGGAUCCGGGAAAAGUAACUUCUUCUACGCAAUUCAGUUUGUGCUCAGCGAUGAAUUCAGCCACCUUCGCCCAGAACAGCGAUUGGCCCUACUCCACGAGGGUACCGGUCCUCGCGUCAUCUCUGCUUUUGUGGAGAUCAUUUUUGACAACUCGGACAAUCGGCUACCGAUUGACAAAGAAGAAGUAUCCCUGCGCCGCGUCAUCGGCGCCAAGAAGGACCAGUACUUUCUGGACAAAAAGAUGGUCACUAAGAAUGACGUCAUGAACCUCCUGGAGAGUGCCGGCUUCUCCCGCAGUAACCCCUACUACAUCGUCAAGCAAGGAAAGAUCAACCAAAUGGCCACAGCUCCUGACUCUCAGCGCCUGAAGCUGCUCCGAGAGGUAGCUGGGACCAGAGUUUACGAUGAACGCAAAGAGGAGAGCAUCUCGCUCAUGAAAGAGACGGAGGGAAAGCGAGAGAAGAUUAAUGAGUUGCUGAAGUACAUCGAGGAGCGCCUGCACACCCUGGAGGACGAGAAGGAGGAGCUGGCUCAGUACCAGAAGUGGGACAAGAUGAGGAGAGCCCUGGAGUACACCAUCUACAACCAAGAGCUCAACGAGACUCGGGCCAAACUAGACGAGUUGUCCAGCAAGAGGGAGACGUGUGGAGACAAAUCUAGACAACUGCGGGACGCCCAGCAAGACGCACGGGACAAAGUGGAGGAGACGGAGCGCGUGGUGCGCGAGCUCAAGUCCAAGAUCUCCGCCAUGAGGGAGGAGCGGGAGCAGCUGGGGGCCGAGCGCCAGGAGCAGAUCAAGCAGAGGACCAAGCUGGAGCUGAAGACCAAGGACCUGCAGGACGAGGCAGCAGGCAACAGCGAGCAGAGGAAACGUCUGCUGAAGGAGCGCCAGAAGCUGCUGGAGAAGAUCGAGGAGAAGCAGAAGGAGCUGCAGGAGACGGAGCCCAAGUUCAACAUGGUGAAGGAGAAGGAAGAGCGGGGCAUUGCCAGACUGGCCCAGGCAACCCAAGAGAGGACAGACCUGUACGCCAAGCAGGGCCGCGGGAGCCAGUUCACCUCCAAGGAGGAGAGGGACAAGUGGAUCAAGAAGGAGCUCAAAUCCCUGGACCAGGCGAUCAACGACAAGAAGAGGCAGAUCACGGCCAUCCACAAAGACCUGGAGGACACGGAGACCAACAAGGAGAAGAAUCUGGAGCAGUACAACAAACUUGAUCAAGAUCUCAACGAGGUGAAGACCCGUGUGGAGGAACUGGACAAGAAGUACUACGAAGUGAAGAACAAGAAGGAUGAACUGCAGAGCGAAAGAAACUACCUGUGGCGCGAGGAGAACGCGGAGCAGCAGGCCCUGGCGGCAAAGCGUGAGGAUCUGGAGAAGAAGCAGCAGCUCCUCAGAGCCGCUACUGGCAAGGCCAUCCUGAACGGCAUCGACAGCAUCAAUAAGGUCCUUGAGCACUUCCGUCGCAAGGGCAUCAACCAGCACGUCAUCACCGGUUACCAUGGCAUCGUCAUGAACAACUUUGAGUGUGAGCCGGCCUUCUACACCUGUGUUGAGGUCACCGCGGGUACCAGGUUGUUCUACCACAUUGUGGAGACGGACGAGGUCAGCACCAAGAUCCUGAUGGAGUUCAACAAGAUGAACCUGCCCGGAGAGGUGACCUUCCUGCCCCUCACCAAGCUGGACGUCAGGGACACCGCCUAUCCUGAGACCAACGAUGCCAUCCCUAUGAUCAGCAAGCUGCGCUACAGCACCCCUUAUGACAAGGCCUUCAAGCACGUGUUUGGAAAGACCCUGAUCUGCCGCAGCAUGGAGGUGUCCACCCAGCUGGCCAGGGCCUUCACCAUGGACUGCAUCACUCUGGAGGGCGACCAGGUGAGCCAUCGCGGGGCUCUGACAGGCGGAUACUACGACACCAGGAAGUCCCGCCUGGAGCUGCAGAAGGACAUGAGGAAGGCGGAGGAGGAGCUGGGCGAGCUGGAGGCCAAGCUGAACGAGAACUUGCGCAGGAACAUCGAACGUAUCAACAACGAGAUCGACCAGCUGAUGAACCAGAUGCAGCAGAUCGAGACCCAGCAGAGAAAGUUCAAGGCGUCCCGGGACAGCAUCCUGUCAGAGAUGAAAAUGCUCAAGGAGAAGAGGCAACAGUCCGAGAAGACCUACAUGCCCAAGCAACGCAGUCUCCAGAGUCUGGAGGCCAGCCUGCACGCCAUGGAGUCCACCCGGGAGUCCCUGAAGGCCGAGCUGGGGACAGACCUGCUCUCCCAGCUCACCCUGGAGGACCAGCGGCGUGUGGACGACCUGAACGACGAGAUCCGACAGCUUCAGCAGGACAACAGGCAGCUGCUCAAUGAGAGGAUUAAGCUGGAGGGAAUCAUGACCCGGGUGGAGACCUACCUCAACGAGAACUUGAGGAAACGUCUGGACCAAGUGGAGCAGGAGCUGAACGAGCUGCGUGAAACCGAGGGAGGGACGGUCCUCACGGCCACCACCUCUGAGCUUGACGGCAUCAACAAACGCGUCAAAGACACCCUGGCCCGGUCCGAAGAUCUGGAUGUUUUGGUGGACAAGAAUGAGGUGGAGAUCAAGGACCACCUGAAGAACAUGGACCGCUGGAAGAGCGUCGAGAAGGAGCAGAACGACGCCAUCAACCACGACACCAAGGAGCUGGAGAAGAUGACCAAUCGACAGGGCAUGCUGCUGAAGAAGAAGGAGGAGUGCAUGAAGAAGAUCCGCGAGCUGGGAUCACUGCCCCAGGAGGCCUUCGAGAAAUACCAGACCCUCACACUGAAACAGCUGUUCCGGAAGCUGGAGCAGUGCAACACGGAGCUGAAGAAGUACAGCCACGUCAACAAGAAGGCCCUGGACCAGUUCGUCAACUUCUCGGAGCAGAAGGAGAAGCUGAUCAAGCGGCAGGAGGAGCUCGACCGGGGCCACAAGUCCAUCAUGGAGCUCAUGAACGUGCUGGAGCUGCGCAAAUACGAGGCCAUCCAGCUCACCUUCAAGCAGGUGUCCAAGAACUUCAGCGAGGUGUUCCAGAGGCUGGUGCCGGGGGGCAAGGCCACCCUGGUGAUGAAGAAGGGCGACGCCGAGGGCAGCCAGUCGCAGGACGAGAGCGAGGGCGGGGCCGACGGCGAGAAGGGCUCCGGCUCCCAGAGCAGCGUGCCCUCCGUCGACCACUUCACCGGCGUCGGCAUCAGGGUGUCCUUCACAGGGAAGCAGGGGGAGAUGAGGGAGAUGCAGCAGCUGUCCGGAGGUCAGAAGUCCCUGGUGGCCCUGGCCCUCAUCUUCGCCAUCCAGAAGUGUGACCCCGCCCCCUUCUACCUGUUCGACGAGAUCGACCAGGCACUGGACGCCCAGCACAGGAAGGCCGUCUCAGACAUGAUCGUGACACUGGCCGGCCACGCCCAGUUCAUCACCACCACCUUCAGACCGGAGCUGCUGGAGUCGGCAGACAAGUUCUAUGGUGUCAAGUUCAGGAACAAGGUGAGUCACAUCGACGUCAUCUCGGCGGAGCAGGCCAAAGACUUUGUGGAGGACGACACCACCCACGGCUAACCGGACCACCUUAUCCUGGACCUGUGUUACCUGGCAACAAACCCCCCCCCC